ACGCAGGAGUUUUGCAGGAACCUCUGACGUGUCAGACUGUCGCCAUUUUCCUAAGGAAGGAAACGCCUAGAGGGAACAAAACAUUUCAACUGAGUAAGUGCAAGAGAGACUUUUUGUUAAAGAAAAAAGAAAAGGUAGCUUUUACAAUAUCUGAAGGUUUUCUUUUUGUUUUUUUGGCCUUUUUGGGUUCCUGUCACCAGCCGCCAUGGGGAAUAUGUUUGCAGGACUGUUUAAAAUGUUCGGGAAGAAGGAGAUGAGGAUACUCAUGGUGGGUCUGGAUGCUGCUGGAAAGACAACGAUUUUGUACAAGCUUAAACUCGGAGAGAUUGUGACUACCAUCCCUACAAUAGGUUUUAAUGUGGAAACGGUAGAAUACAAGAACAUCAGUUUCACUGUAUGGGAUGUCGGCGGUCAAGACAAAAUUCGACCGCUGUGGCGUCAUUACUUUCAAAACACUCAGGGUCUUAUCUUUGUCGUGGACAGCAAUGAUAGAGAGCGAUGUGGAGAGGCUCGUGAAGAGCUCCUGAGAAUGUUGGCAGAGGAUGAGCUGCGUGACGCCGUGCUGCUAGUGUUUGCCAACAAACAAGACCUCCCAAAUGCUAUGAAUGCAGCAGAACUCACAGACAAGCUCAAUCUUCAUUCCCUGCGCAACCGACAGUGGUACAUCCAGGCGACCUGUGCCACCACCGGAGAUGGCCUCUAUGAAGGGCUGGACUGGUUGUCUAAUCAACUCAAGAACCAUUAAUGAUUACGGCAUUUUAAAAUCCAAUCUCCUCCACCCCAAUCUCUGACCUUGCUCUUUACUUUUAAGAUCUUGCUAAACUGAGUUAUGUUGUACUGGAAGCUGCUCUCGUGUCAGCUGUUAUUACCACAAACAUGCAGGCCAGUGGUGGGGGUGGGCUAUUCUUGUAAAGCAGCUUUAUUUUUAUUUUUUUCACAUUUUAUGUAAGUGUAAAUAAAGUUGGUAAUGGGGCAGCUUGUUGCACGCUUUAAAAUCCUACUGUGGUGAUUUGUCUUUCUGGCUGUUGGGCAGCCAUGUGUGCAUUGAAUAGAAAAACAAAGGCAGGGACUUUACCAGCAGAUAAAGGUUACACGUACUGUAAGGACUGAUUUUAAUUUUUUAUUAGAAACAAUAAAGAAUCAUACACUGAUUAUGCACUACUUGCAACUACUACUGGUAAUUUUUAUCAGUAACUAGAAGUACCAGCGCCUCAAAAUAAGUAUAAACACUGGCAUUGACUAUAUGUACUGACAUUGCCCCCCCACCUCCGUCACGCACAAUCUGUGAACACCUACCAGCCUUUGUUGUUUUAAACUAAGAAAUGUUGCAUUGACCUCACAUCUACCUGCUUUGGGGUAACAGGGAGGAGCCAGCCUCUUGAGCCUGCAUUGAAUUCUUGUAUUUUAGAGUCUCAGGUUGAAUAUGUGCUGCCUUUGCAAUGUACUUGUUAGCAAAACUGCAUGAUGUAGUCUGUUUGUCUUUAAGGGCAUGCAUUAUUAUCUACUGGGUGUUUACAUCAUACAGCUGCAAAGGAACUCUUAGCCCACUAAUUACUAUAGCCAUACACUGUUAAUUUGUUGUAAGGAGUUGCUUAGCAUCCUCACUAAGGGCUCUAUUAACGUUUGCCUUUUAUUGAACUCAAACCUGGGAAUUUGCAUUGUGCAGCUAUGACAUUAGUGCCAAUGUUUUCCUUUGCAGCACGUUGGGUUUUCUUUCGUAAACUGGCCGUCCAUAAAUGCCUUUUUUUUUUUUAAAUAUGAGACACAUCACUUCCCCCCCUCCCCCCAAAACUUAUUUGUAAAGGGUGUGGCUGUUUUAACUGAUUGCAUCGUUUGAUUUUUAGCUGCCUAAAAUGUAAUGUUAUUCUCUUCUGGUUGUCUGUGUUCUUAUGUAAAGCUUGAUACUGCAAUUGAUUUUCAUUUUGUUUCACACCAUGUAAUAAAAUCUAAGUUUAUGCUG
Messenger RNA from Haplochromis burtoni (Burton's mouthbrooder), 1960 nucleotides. RefSeq names its product ADP-ribosylation factor 1 (gene arf1). The transcript is spliced from 5 exons. Lineage: Eukaryota; Metazoa; Chordata; Actinopteri; Cichliformes; Cichlidae. Gene Ontology annotation, cellular component: cytoplasm; plasma membrane. Gene Ontology annotation, biological process: vesicle-mediated transport; intracellular protein transport. The record is from RefSeq and is a predicted model, not a curated record. Bases 206 to 745 code for a protein of 179 amino acids. Gene Ontology annotation, molecular function: GTPase activity; GTP binding.